Sciurus carolinensis (gray squirrel) is the source of this 3333-nucleotide messenger RNA. RefSeq names its product putative dimethylaniline monooxygenase [N-oxide-forming] 6. Lineage: Eukaryota; Metazoa; Chordata; Mammalia; Rodentia; Sciuridae. Bases 331 to 1932 code for a protein of 533 amino acids. Gene Ontology annotation, molecular function: flavin adenine dinucleotide binding; N,N-dimethylaniline monooxygenase activity; NADP binding. The transcript is spliced from 9 exons. The record is from RefSeq and is a predicted model, not a curated record.
UCACCUCCCCUGUUCUCCUCUGUUCCUGCCAUUCUCAGUCCUUCUCUUCCAGAUUUUCCCAAGGACCCACACCAUGAAGGAUACAAAGAAAGAGGGGUUUUUACUUUAAGAGCAAUAACUCCUCCCCCUUUCUCAAUUUGUCCAUCAGAAGACUUUGCUAAAAGCCUCCCUUCCACAUUUAGAGAACUGCUGGUCCUCCUGGGAGGCGGGAGGCUGAUCAGAAGGUAAGGAUCCCGACACAUAAACCUCAGCUGGUAAUUCCUACUGAGAAACCCUAACUAGCAACGGACAUUCUUCUGAAGUUCUUUCCAGACUCUGCUACAGGCAACCAUGGCCAAGAGGGUGGCCAUCAUCGGAGCUGGCGUCAGCGGCUUGGCUGCCAUUCGGUGCUGUCUCGAGGAGGGGCUGGAGCCCACCUGCUUUGAGAGGAGCAAUGACAUCGGAGGGCUGUGGAAGUUCUCGGAGCAUGCAGAGGAAGGCAGAGCCAGCAUCUACCGGUCUGUGUUCACCAACUCUUCCAAAGAAAUGAUGUGCUUCCCGGACUUCCCGUACCCCGACGACUACCCCAACUACAUGCACCACAGCAAGCUCCAGGAAUACAUCAGGACCUUCGCUCACACCAAGAACCUCCUACGGCACAUUCAGUUUGAGACCCUGGUUUCCAGUGUAAAGAAAUGUCCUGGCUUCUUAGUCACUGGCCAGUGGAUGGUUGUUACUGAGAAGGACGGGAGGCAGGAAUCCACUAUUUUUGAUGCUGUGAUGAUUUGUUCAGGACACCACGUGUACCCCAAUCUGCCUGUGGAUUCUUUUCCUGGCCUCCAGCAGUUCCAAGGCAGCUACCUCCACAGCCGGGACUACAAGGGCCCCGAAGCCUUCAAGGGGAAGAGGGUCCUUGUGAUUGGCCUGGGGAACUCAGGAUCGGACAUCGCUGUUGAGCUCAGUCGUCUGGCCGCACAGGUCAUUAUCAGCACCAGAAGUGGUUCCUGGGUCAUGAGUCGAGUUUGGGAUGAUGGCUACCCUUGGGACAUGGUGUAUGUCACCCGCUUUGCCUCCUUCCUCCGGAACAUCCUUCCGUCAUUUGUCUCUGACUGGUUAUACGUCAAGAAGAUGAACACGUGGUUUAAGCACGAGAACUAUGGCCUGGUGCCUCUAAAUCGGCCCCUGAGGAAAGAGCCCGUGUUCAACGACGAGCUGCCAUCCCGCAUCCUGUGUGGCACCGUGUCCAUCAGGCCUGGGGUGAAGAAGUUCACAGAAACCUCAGCCAUUUUUGAGGAUGGGACGGUGUUUGAGGCCGUGGACUCCGUCAUCUUCGCCACAGGCUACGGAUAUGCCUACCCCUUCCUAGACGACUCCAUCAUCAGAAGCAGAAACAACGAGGUCACCUUGUACAAAGGCAUCUUUCCACCGCUCCUGGAGAUGCCGACCUUGGCCGUGAUUGGCCUUGUCCAGUCCCUGGGGGCUGCCAUCCCCACAGCUGACCUGCAGGCCCGCUGGGCUGCUAAAGUGUUUGCAAACUCGUGUACCCUGCCAACCGCAAAUGAAAUGAUGGAUGACAUCGAUGAGAAAAUGGGGAAGAAACUCAAGUGGUUUGGCCAGAGCCACACCUUGCAGACAGAUUAUAUCACCUACAUGGAUGAGCUGGGCUCCUUCAUCGGGGCCAAGCCUAACAUUCCCUGGCUCUUCCUGACUGAUCCCCUGCUGGCCCUGGAGGUCUUCUUUGGCCCCUGCAGUCCUUACCAGUUUCGGCUGAUGGGACCAGGGAAGUGGGAGGGGGCCAGGAAUGCCAUCCUGACCCAGUGGAACCGCACAGUGAGACCAACCAGGACAAGAGCCGUCAGCGAAGCGCAGCGGCCCCAUCACUUCUACAAUCUGCUUAAAAUGCUCUCUUUCCCGGGGCUCCUUCUGGCUCUUUGGCUCACAUUUUACUCAUGAUAAGAUCUUCUGGGCCUCAGAGUUCAGCCCAGGAUUUCAAUCCCCGAAUAAGACACAGAGACACGCCAGCACCACGUAGACCUCCUUCCCUUCUUCCCUCAGAUGUCGCGCUUGAAUCAAAGUAGAAAUAAAACAGGAAAUACCCAGCUGCUCUGUUGCUGAGGAGAAUCUGUUCUCUAAAAAGGCUUUUCUCAUGCUGAAUAAGCAUUAGGAUGUUUGAGACAAGGAGAAGGAUGGGAAGUUGAAUAGCUAUACGCAGAUUUUCCUGCUAGAGUAAGUUUAGUAAGCUUUAUAAAAUGUUUUAUCCUGUCGAUUAUAGAAUAUCAACCAAUGUCUUUCCCACAAUAUUAAGUGUUUGACAAUAAAUCAAUUUAAAGGUUUAUGACACUAUAACAACUGAGAUAAAAUGAAAAAGAAGUUGCUUGAAGAGGACGGGCAGCAGGCCUGGAGCACUUGCCUCGCACACAUGGGUCCUGGGUUCCAUCCCCCGGGCUGCAAAGCAGAAAGAACACCCACUGGGGAGCUCCACUAGGCAAGCCGCUGGAUGUGAGAAUGCAACACUGCCAAUCACAUGCAAACUCAUCGUGAGAGCAUCACACCCUGAUACAAAGCAAGAACAUUACAGAAAACUAAAACUCAGAUCAAUAUGAUCCAUAUCCCUCUUAGACAUACAUACAAAUUCUUAAUAAAUGCAACAUAUAACCCAGUACAUAGAAUGGGUAAUAUAUCAUAGCCCUGUAGGAUUUAUUUCAGGAAUGCAAUGUUGGUUUAAUAGUCAAUGUAAGUCACCAUAUUAAUAAGCUAAAAAUGAAAAACCACAUGCACAGAAAAACAUCUGACGAAAACCAACGUCCACUCCUGAUGAAAAGUCUUAGCAAAUAAGAGUCAAAAAGAAGCAUCCUAACUUGAUAAAGGGUGUCUGUUGAGAAGCUCCAGCUAGUAUCUCACCAGAUGGUGAAGGACAGAAUGCUGUGUUCCUAAGAUCAGGAAAGAGGGAUGGACCUGCCCUCCCCACUCCUGUUCAGUAAUGUACUGGAGCUUCUAGCACGUUCCACAAGGCAAGCAGAGGAAAUGAAGGACAGCCAAACUGUAUGGGAGGAGUGGAACUCUUGACCCUUAGCAUGAUUGUCUAUGUAGAAAUUGUGAAAUCUACUGAAAAGUACAAAAACAAAUGUGUGCAUUUCUUUUUAUUAUUAUUCAUUUUUUACUUGUUCUUUUUAGAUAUAUGUGACAGUGUUUUUGACUUAUUACACAUGCAUGGAGUAUAACUUAUUCUAAUUGAGAUCCCAUUCUUGUGGUUUUACAUGAUGUGGAGUUUCACUGUAGUGUAUUCACAGGAAAAUUGGUUGCAUUUCCAUAUACUAACAAUAAACAAUAACAAACUGAAAUUUUUUAAACUAU